This is a messenger RNA of Xiphophorus couchianus (Monterrey platyfish), 2758 nucleotides long. Its product is annotated as interleukin-17C-like. Gene Ontology annotation, molecular function: cytokine activity. NCBI's taxonomy places the organism in Eukaryota, Metazoa, Chordata, Actinopteri, Cyprinodontiformes, Poeciliidae. The transcript has 3 exons. The record is from RefSeq and is a predicted model, not a curated record. Gene Ontology annotation, cellular component: extracellular region. Gene Ontology annotation, biological process: inflammatory response. Bases 442 to 1002 code for a protein of 186 amino acids.
CAGCUGCACCUGGCCCAGAUAUCACUGCGGGUGUAUGUAUAAUUUUGACCCAAUAAGAAGAGAAUUCAAUACAUCUAAUCUUACAGGCUGGAAAUAAAUAAUAACAAACAUGAAACCUGCGGCUGGUGGGACUGCGCAUGCGCGUGUAGACAGCUUGGCGCUGCUUUUUUCGGAUGAUUCUGUAAGAACCUGGGGACGGACGUGUUGCUAGGUCCAGGUUCGGUUACGUGGUGUUAGGGAGUGGACCCUCUGACCAACAUCCUCUCUGACAUGAGGCGAACCCUGGCUCCCGGAGGCACAAGACGCGUGGGCGGGGCUUGUGAUUCACAAUACUGAAAUGUUGUUUUCGAGGGAUUCCCCAUAGAAACGACAGAAACAGAGCAGAGAGGAGCUGCUAUAUAACAGGUGAGAUGACGCGGCCGGACACACUCCCUGCUCAGGAUGACACGCAGCGGGCUGCACAUAGCCUCCCUCUGCGCGCUGCUGUUGCUGCUCCAGGCCGGGCGCACCGCGGCGCGGCGGACCCCAUGCGCUCCGCAGCUGAGCGGCCCGGCGGCCCGCGACCCCCCGGGGCCGCGCCCCCGCUGCGUCACAGAGGCGCAACUGCGCAGCCGCGAGGACCGCUUUCUGAAGAAGUACGCAGCGACCGAGCUGAGUACGCAGAGCAGCAACAGGACGUGUGCGCAGGUCCUGGAAGAAAUGCGCAAAGAGCCGCAGAGAUUCAAGGAGAAGAGCCGCAGGUCUCUGUCUCCGUGGGAGUACAGCGUGCAUCGGGACGCCGACCGGGUCCCGGCUGAGAUCAGCAUGGCCCGCUGCCUCUGCGACGGCUGCAUCAUCAACCUGCGCGAGGUUUCCAGCUACAACUCGGUGUUGGUCUGCGCCCAGACGACGGUUCUGAGGAGGAAGCCGUGUCCCAGUGACCCAAACAAAUUUGUGGUCUGGAAGGAGCUGAUGGCGGUUCCGGUGGGCUGCACCUGCGUGAGGCCCAAUUACUCCCAGUAACCCGCUGCAGGUCCAGAAACACCCGACGGAACCGGCCUGACGCUGGGCAGCUGAACCUCUCUGAACAUUUAGCUCUGACUUCCAUCAAACUUUCCUCACUCAGGAUUCCUGCUGGAUUCAGCCAGAAACCGGAGAAACGCUGCGAACUGGUCCAGACGAGCCAGUUCUGAGACCUGAUCCACUGCAGCUUCACUGUGGAUCACUAGAACCAGUUCAGACUGGAACCGGUUGAAACCAGUGUAAAUCAUCUAAGUUUUCUGGUCGUCGUUCUUCUACAUUUUCUUUACCCCCGGCAGCUGAACGACCCCACAGGAUGAUGCUGCCUCCACCAUAGUGACCGUUUCUGCGUUCUUAGACAUGGAAUCCUCUCUUGUCGCGGCCGGUACCGUCCGGUACCAUCCAGUCCAGUUGGGUGAACAUAAAUAUCUCAUGUUUUCAUUUAAACUGAUUUUUAAUCCAAACGCUGAGAACCAGCAGUUCAGGGGCCUCAUGUAUCAAACACGGAGCCGUUUUCACACUAAAACUUGGCGUACGGAAAUAUUUAGAAAAAAAUACCUGCUCACCUUUCCUUUAGAAAUCCCAAUAUGUGGGAACAGAGCAGCUGCUGCUCCGCCGUCGCCUCCAUAAAAACAUCUUAAUGUGAAUUAGUAUAAAAACCCGGAGGUCUGCCGCCACGGGAAGCAGUUACCAUGGCAACGGCCUUGUUUGUAGCAGAAUAGUAUUUAUAAUAGUUAUUAUAUAUUUUAUUUAAAAGGUGCUUUCACUUCACAAAAAUAACAAUGGAAGAUAAAUUUCCAAAUGAACCCUAAAGAUCUCAGAGCAGCAGAGCGUUCAGCCAGGAUUUAAACGUUUCUUCUGAAUCCAGGAAUCAUGAGCAGAAGUUACAUUUACAGAGUCCAGAUGAUUUCUGUCCAUAAGGCGCAUUCACAAAGCGGGCGGCUCCACUGGAGGACGGCUGCAGCUGGACCGGUACCGGUACCGGUACCUGCUUUAAGUUCUGCUCAGAGCUCCAGGAUGAUCAGUCUGGAUGAAUCUAAACGAUCAGAAACCAGCAGAUCAAUCUGAUCUCUGAUCAAUGGCUCCAUGUUCUCCAUCAGAGCCAAAGCUCCUCAGGUAGCAGCUCACCUUGAUGCAGCUACUGAUAUACCUGGGAUUGUCUCCACACCUGAUCACCUGAUCAAUAAUCAAACUGUUUGAUCAGCCCUGGUUUCUCUCUAGUGAGAAUAAAUAGAUGCAUUCAGACGAUGAGUUUCAUCUUUAUGAGACACAAACUGAGCAACAUGAUUAUUUACAUUGAGUUUUUCUCAUCCUGUAUUUUCUUUAUUUUGUGUUAGCUUAUUGUCUGAGGAUAAUGAGGCCCUGGUGACUUUAUGAAGCCGAUUCCUGAAUUGUUGAAUCAUUCCUUUAAUCAUCAACAUCAAAGCUGAUUGGCUCCUUUAAGUGAACGGAGAAACAAUCAUUGAAUGAUCCUGAUGUAUAAAUCUUUACUCGGUCCAACCCCAGCAUAUUUAUCCACUCUCCUACAUAGAACUGUCGGUUCUCUUCGCUCCAAUAACAUUAUUGUUCUGCAUGUUCCACGUUUUGAACUGAAACAGUGAAACAGGCAUUCAGUGUUUUUACCCCACAGCCUGGAAUCAGCUGCAGUCUGAACUUAAGAUGUCGGAAAUGAUUUGACUGGACUUAUUUCCAGCAGUUCAGAUUCUAUGAAACAGUGUCAUUGUUUUUAAAUUGUUUUUAUUGUUUUAUACUUGUGCAU